AAGCUCAGCCGCCCACCCCCCGGCAGCGCCGCAGUCUGCCCAGCGCCGGCAGCCCCGGGAGAUGGUGACACAUGAAGCGUGCGGGAAGGACCAUGGUUGAGAGGACCAGCAAGUUCUUGCUGAUCGUGGCCGUCUCGGUGUGCUUCAUGCUUAUCCUGUACCAGUACGUGGGGCCGGGGCUGAGCCUGGGUUCCCCCAGCGGCCGCUCCUACUCGGAGGAGCUGGACCUCUUUCCCACGCCGGACCCGCACUACGUGAAGAAGUAUUACUUCCCCGUGCGGGAGCUGGAACGGGAGCUCGCGUUCGACAUGAAGGGCGAGGACGUGAUCGUCUUUCUGCACAUCCAGAAGACCGGCGGCACAACCUUCGGCCGCCACCUGGUGCAGAACGUGCGGCUGGAGGUGCCGUGCGACUGCCGGCCCGGGCAGAAGAAGUGCACCUGCUACCGGCCCAACCGCAGGGAGACCUGGCUCUUCUCUCGCUUCUCCACGGGCUGGAGCUGCGGGCUGCAUGCCGACUGGACCGAGCUCACCAACUGCGUGCCCGGGGUACUGGACCGCCGGGAGAGCGCCGCAGCCAAGACGCCCAGAAAAUUUUACUACAUCACUCUGCUGAGAGACCCCGUUUCUCGUUACCUCAGCGAAUGGCGUCACGUCCAACGAGGAGCUACUUGGAAGACCUCCUUGCACAUGUGUGAUGGCAGGACACCCACUCCUGAAGAGCUGCCCUCAUGCUACGAGGGCACGGACUGGUCAGGCUGCACACUGCAGGAGUUCAUGGACUGCCCCUACAACUUGGCCAACAACCGCCAGGUGAGGAUGUUGGCUGACUUGAGCCUGGUGGGCUGCUACAACAUGUCCUUCAUCCCAGAGAACAAGCGAGCACAGAUCCUGCUGGAGAGCGCCAAAAAAAACCUCAAAGACAUGGCCUUCUUCGGCCUGACAGAGUUCCAGAGAAAGACUCAGUACCUGUUUGAGAGGACUUUCAACCUGAAGUUCAUCCGGCCCUUCAUGCAGUACAACAGCACGCGGGCGGGCGGCGUGGAGGUGGACAACGACACCAUCCGCAGGAUCGAGGAGCUCAACGACCUGGACAUGCAGCUCUAUGACUAUGCAAAGGACCUCUUCCAGCAGCGCUACCAGUACAAGAGGCAGCUGGAGAGGAUGGAGCAGAGGAUCAGGAACCGGGAGGAGAGGCUCCUGCACCGCUCCAACGAAGCGCUUCCCAAGGAAGAGACCGAGGAGCAAGGACGUUUGCCCACUGAGGACUACAUGAGCCAUAUUAUAGAGAAGUGGUAGCCUAGGCAGACUUUUAUAUUAAUGAUAUUGUAGGGUUUCCAUAUGAGAGAUGGUGGAAGUAAAAAUAACAAAAAAACAAAAACAAAAAAAUAUUUUAUUUAAAAACAAGUCUGUAAAACAGAAGGUAGAUUGCUCCUUGAGUAUAGGGUCUUUUUACUGUUUCUUACAAGACCGAUGAGAUUCUUAAAAAAAUCAAUAAAUGCAUAAAAAUAAAAAAAGGGUCAACAUUCUAAUGCAGAGAUAAAAAAUGCACAAAUGCUGUUACCCAAGCAUAAGGCCAAAUACAGAAGAAUGUUUCUUAUCCUCAUGAUUUUAACACAAAUGGCAGAAGUUGGAUUUUUUAAAAAUCUUUUUAUCCCCUGAGCCUAAUGAUCUAAAGAUACACAAUUAAAAAACAAGGAAACAGGUUUUCUUUUGUGGGGGAGGUGGGAUGGGAAUUGCACUGUUUGUCAGUAACUGAUAAUGGUGACUGAGUUGUGGAUGGGCCAUCCUGUCAGGCUGGGAUCUGAGCACACAGGCAGUCACAGCAUUUCAGCUGGCAGCCACUGCCAGAAAGUAGAGCACCAUAAAAAAAAAAAAAAAAAAAAAAAAAAAAAAAAAAAAAAAAAAAAAAAAAAAAAGAAAACCAGUCAGAGGAUGAGAAACAUUAAAUUGACUAUGGCCUGGGAAAUGUACUUAGCACAGUGGUUCUGAUUCAUUGUACUGGUAUCACAUAUAUAUAUGCAGCUUCAUCACAAAAAUAAUGGGGAAUUUGUACACAAAACUCCCAGAUUUGUUUCCCAGACAGGUCCCAAAACAAGUUAAGAGCCAACCAUAGACUCAAACCUGCAUUCACAUGUUGUCCUGUCAGCACUACCACUCAAGCCACUAUCAGUAUUGUGUGUUAACAGCACACAAAAACCCUAUCCUACAUACUACCAAAAAAAAAAAGGAAGAAAAA
Agelaius phoeniceus (red-winged blackbird) is the source of this 2238-nucleotide messenger RNA. It is a transcript of the gene HS6ST1, whose product is annotated as heparan sulfate 6-O-sulfotransferase 1. Gene Ontology annotation, molecular function: heparan sulfate 6-sulfotransferase activity. NCBI's taxonomy places the organism in Eukaryota, Metazoa, Chordata, Aves, Passeriformes, Icteridae. The record is from RefSeq and is a predicted model, not a curated record. Gene Ontology annotation, cellular component: membrane.